AUGCGUGUUGUCAUGGUGACCAGACCCUGUACCCCCUCCCCCCUCCUCUGGUUGGUCCACCUUCUGUUGUGGCUUCAGAACCAUGGACCUCAGCUGACAGAGGCAGCACCCCCCUGCCCCACCCCCUGUAGCUGCUCCAAUCAGGCGAGUCGAGUCAUAUGUACACGGAAGAGUUUAGACCAAGUACCGGACAGUAUUUCUGAAAACACAAGAUACCUCAAUCUACAAGAGAACUCAAUUCAGGUGAUCAAGUCUGACACAUUCAAGCACUUACGACAUCUGGAAAUCCUUCAGCUCUCCAAGAACCACAUUCGACAGAUUGAGGUGGGAGCAUUUAAUGGCCUCCCUAACCUCAACACGCUGGAGCUGUUUGACAACCGCCUCACGGUGGUGCCGUCACAGGCCUUUGAGUACCUCAGCAAGCUGCGGGAGCUCUGGCUCCGGAAUAACCCCAUAGAGACGUUGCCGGCCUUUGCCUUCCACCGCGUCCCCUCCCUGCGCCGCCUCGACCUGGGGGAACUCAGGAAACUGGAUUUUAUCUCAGAGGCCGCCUUUGAGGGCCUGGUCAACCUACGUUUCCUGAACCUGGGCAUGUGCGGACUAAAAGACAUCCCCAACCUCACCCCCCUCGUGCGCCUGGAGGAGCUGGAGCUUUCCGGGAACCAGCUGGGGAUAGUCCGACCUGGAUCCUUCCAAGGCCUUGUGUCCCUCCGCAAACUUUGGCUCAUGCACUCCAGGGUGUCUGUGAUAGAAAGAAAUGCUUUUGAUGACCUCAAAAACCUGGAGGAGCUCAACCUCUCCCAUAAUUCCCUUCACUCCCUGCCCCAUGAUCUUUUCACGCCUCUGCACCAGUUGGAGAGGGUGCACCUGAACCACAAUCCUUGGGUGUGCAACUGUGACGUACUCUGGCUCAGCUGGUGGCUGAAGGAAACGGUGCCCAGUAACACCACAUGUUGUGCCCGCUGCCACGCGCCCCCGGGUCUAAAAGGCAGGUACAUAGGGGAGUUGGACCAGAGCCAUUUCACCUGCUAUGCCCCUGUGAUCGUGGAGCCGCCCACCGACCUCAACGUCACUGAGGGCAUGGCUGCGGAGCUGAAGUGUCGCACUGGGACCUCAAUGACCUCAGUGAACUGGCUCACUCCUAACGGCACGCUUAUGACCCAUGGAUCAUACCGAGUGAGGAUCUCAGUGCUUCAUGAUGGAACGCUGAAUUUCACCAAUGUGACUGUGCAAGACACAGGCCAGUACACCUGCAUGGUAACCAACUCUGCUGGGAAUACCACUGCAACGGCCGUGCUCAACGUUUCUGCCUCAGAUCCCAGCAACGGCUACAGUUAUUUCACCACCGUCACCGUGGAAACCGUGGAGACAGUCCAAGAGGAGAAUUCGGCGAGACAGUACAUCAACGAGACCUUCAUCAAAAUCCCAGGUCCUACUGUUCAGGGAGGGGUACCAGAGGGACAGGGUUUCACCAUAUCCCCUUCUCUUUCCUCCCUUUCCUCGCUGCCCCCACGACCCAACAGAGCCACUGAAAAGGCUGUGACUGCAUCUAUAAUGGAUGUAACUAACAUUCCAGGCCUGGAUGACGUCAUGAAAACCACAAAGAUUAUCAUUGGUUGCUUUGUGGCCAUUACCUUCAUGGCCGCGGUGAUGCUUGUGGUGUUUUAUAAGCUCAGAAAGCAGCACCAGCUGCACAAGCAUCAUGGCCCUGCCCGAGCCAUUGAGAUAAUUAACGUGGAAGACGAGAUCGGGGCAGGAACAGGAAGUGGCAUCUCAGGUGGGUCCACUAUGCACUCCGGUGCUGGUGGAGAAGGCACCCUCAGGAUACACCACCCGGAAAUUGUCAACCUCCCCAAUGUGGGGCGGUCGGAUACACUCAACCACUACUACAAGUCCCACCAUUUCAACAACAACGUCAUGGGCCUCAGCAUCGGCACUGAGGGGAUGGGACCUGGAGGUAUCCUUAACAACAAGAACAACCAGCAAGGCCAGGACAUCCCCAUCUCCUGCACCUCGGUCCCUAUCUCCACCUCCAACCUGCUGACAACAUCCGGCAAUGGCACCAGCUCCAACCCCAGCUCAGUGUCCCCACCGCUGCCCAUGUCCCUGCCCAUGCCGACCAUGGGAUUACACGGAUCGAUCAAGGGUUUCAUGGGCCAGAACCAGAAUCCCCAAAUGGAGCCUCUUCUCUUUAAGGGGGGCUCGAAGGAAAACGUCCAGGAAACGCAGAUCUGA
Lampris incognitus (smalleye Pacific opah) is the source of this 2235-nucleotide messenger RNA. RefSeq names its product leucine-rich repeat-containing protein 4B-like. The record is from RefSeq and is a predicted model, not a curated record. Gene Ontology annotation, molecular function: protein binding. The transcript has 2 exons. Bases 1 to 2235 code for a protein of 744 amino acids. Lineage: Eukaryota; Metazoa; Chordata; Actinopteri; Lampriformes; Lampridae. Gene Ontology annotation, cellular component: plasma membrane.